Messenger RNA from Caenorhabditis angaria, 1092 nucleotides. NCBI's taxonomy places the organism in Eukaryota, Metazoa, Nematoda, Chromadorea, Rhabditida, Rhabditidae. The record is from the annotation of a GenBank genome assembly.
AUGUGGAUUUUCUUAUUGCUACUAAUUCUACCAACACUGAGCCUCGAUCACGCUCCAAAAACCGACGAUCCUUGGGACUUGGACGGGCCCUGUCAAAAAUACGUCGAAAAAUUCGCGUUGGUUCAAAGCGAAAUGGUGGCAUGCGCCACAAAUUGGUCGAUUCCUCCCAAAGUUUGCACAAAUUGCUUUCAACAAUACAUUGAUUUCAAGCAAUUCGAGUAUUAUACAAAGAAUUUGAAUGACAUUUUUUCGCUGGAUAAUCGAAGUUGCUCACAAGUUAUUUAUGAGAAUUAUGUGCUAUCUUAUAGUAGUGAUAUAUCUGGAGCAUUGACUUCGAAGAUUUGGGAACAAUCAAGGUGUGAUUGUAAGUUAAUUAUGAAAAUUCUGUUUGCGAAACAAAAUAAUCUUUUCAGCUUGUAUCACGAUCAAUUGGAACUUCCCAAAGAACAAAUCUGAAGUCUCCUUUAGCGAUCGAACAAUGCAAUUUCAAAAUCGUUUGUAUGAAUGGCGAAAUUGUGUGGUAAACUACACAAGCGGCGCAGUUCUCCCAACAAAUGAUUCACAAAUCUGCACCCUCUGUAAACAACCAUUCGACGAUCUUUUCGGGUUCUAUUGGAAGAUUUAUAUCACACCAGAUGUUGAUUUUUGUGUAGAUGUUGAGACAACAGUGAGAAAUACUUCAUGAAAAUUGAUAAUUUCAAAAAAUCUGACGGUUUUUUUGCAGAUGAAUGAUACAAUUCACCUGUGGAAUGAUGUUUGGAUGUGCGCUGAGAAACAAGAUCGGAAACGGGAUAUUGUCAGUGUUCUGCUGACUUUUGGGAUUUUGCUAUUCCUCACAUUCUUGUUCUACACAGCGAGUUAUAUUCAAGGAGGUGGAGAAGCUAGGAAUCUCAUUAGAUGUAUGAGUUUUUGGGCUGAAAUUCCAACCAAAAAUAAAAUAACCUGCAAAAUAUUCCAGAUUCUCGUCUCGAUCCACCUCAACAUCAAAGAUCUCGCCUUAUUUCAUCUGGAAUGUCUGAUCUUGAUCUACCUUCAAGAUCAACCACUACAGUCUCAUCCAACUACAGUAUACCAAUCCAUCAGACACGUUGA